AUGAGCCAUGAGCCAUCGCGUCAGUCGGCCAUGAGCCAUCGGGUGAGCUCGGCCAGCACCUGCUCGAAUGGCAAGACGCUGGCAGAGAGGCGCCCGAAGUCAGGGCGCCAGAGCACGCAACGCGCGACCACAGAGCGCGCGGACACGGGCCGCUCGCAAACGCAUUCGCGCGCGGUCACGCCAGGCGAGGACCUUCACACCCGCAUCGGAGCCGAGAGAUGGUGCAUCACGAGAGCUGACCUGAGCCGGCUGCGCCGGGACGUGAGAACAGCGGUCGCGCAAGGAAAGAUCCGGAGCACGACAAACGAUCCGUUCGACCCUGAGGACACCAAAGUUGGCCCAAACAUAUACACAGUCGUCGAUCAGUUGAUAAAGCCCAUGACGGAUGUCGAUGGACCUUCUGGCGGGGCCAGCUAUGCUCUCACGCAUCACCCUGAUGGCAUCGAUUGCGAGGUAUUUAUCACACAUGCGUGGUGUGAAGGCGUUUACGAGUUCAUUGAUAAAGUUCUCGCGUCCUGGCCUUGGGGCAAACGUUCUGCUUACGCUUGUAUGCUGUCCAACCCUCAAAACGGCGAUUUCCUCGCAAGCAUGAUAUCGGACCCUUCGUCAUCGCCAUUCGCCCGUGCGUUGUCACACGCUACCCACGUGAUUGCGGUGCCAAACCAGACCGUCGGUAUCUACACCCGUCUAUGGUGUUGCUACGAGGCUUAUCUUGCUUACGUUUGGGAUAAGGAAAUCUUUACUGCGUGGACGCCGGUGGGGACCAAAAGAGGAUUGAAAACCGUAGGUGGCCCAUUCUUGGUGACGGUUGUCACUGCGGCUCUGGGCAUGGUCUGUGUGACUGAUGGAAUGUUGCGCUCGGACUUGAUAGGAAAAGUGAUUUGGUGGGGCACCAUGCCUGCGUUAACGAUCUCUCUUGUGCACGCCUCGCUUUCAGCACCAGGCCUGCGACGCACCGUGUCCAUUUACAUGUCCUCCGUGCUUGUGGCGUUCAACGGAUGCGCGAUAGUUCGGCGCCAAUGGAUUCCCAACUUUCCAUUGGAAGGUACUCUGUCCAGCACAGCACUUGUAACAACUAUCGGUUGGAUCUGGGUAUCAAUCGUGCCCAUCCUCUUGGCGAUAGACGGCGUUCGAGGGACACUACGCAAGACAGACCUUGGGCGGCUUGGCCUUGGUUUUAGUGGCACUGUCCGUGAGUCCACGUGCGCACUGGAAGACGAUAGGGAGAACAUAUUCGGAUGUAUUGGGGAUGAAGCUACAAGCGUCGAUCUGUCCAUCGGUGUGCUGCUACAGUCUGGCAUGUCAACUGCAUCUAUGCGAAAGGCCGCGAGCUUGGGGAUCGCCGUCGAGAGAUUGUGCUUCAUUCAGUGGGGGCCAGCUUACCUGCUGUGGUCAACCUGGAUUAUUUUAUGCUUGGGCCUGUACAGGCCAGGAUUACUCCAGGUGGAGUCCGCGGCCGACAUAGUAUCGUGGCAAACAGCACAAUGCUUUUAUCCUGUAAUGCAUCUCAUUGUUUACGCGGCGUCUGCCCGGGACCACAAAAGUUUCAUUGUCUAUGUCACGUACAAAUUGUUGAUUUGGUUGGUGGCACUGGAUAUGCUUGUCAACACGUUGGGUCUGACCGCGAUGUAUCAACCCAUUGCCAUUGCGUACAACGUAUUCGGCAUGUUGUCGUUAAUCAUCAGUGCCAUGGGCUUGGGUGGGCUGGUGUCCAUUCCACUGGUUGGACAGCACUGCGCACGCUGGCUGGUCGGUAAAGUUCCGCCCGUUGAGGACAUUCAUGGUGACGCGGUUACAGUGUAG
Prorocentrum cordatum is the source of this 1803-nucleotide messenger RNA. NCBI's taxonomy places the organism in Eukaryota, Dinophyceae, Prorocentrales, Prorocentraceae. The record is from the annotation of a GenBank genome assembly.